Messenger RNA from Arabidopsis thaliana (thale cress), 1056 nucleotides. Its product is annotated as Wound-responsive family protein. The record is from RefSeq and is marked reviewed. The coding region runs from base 109 to 369 and encodes 86 amino acids. The transcript has a single exon. Lineage: Eukaryota; Viridiplantae; Streptophyta; Magnoliopsida; Brassicales; Brassicaceae.
UCCUACAAAAAUCGAACUAAUCUUCCUUUUUAACAAAAGCUUCUCAAAUCUUUCAAAGGUUUCCAAUUUACGAAGAAAGGAUCUACAACAUAUAAUCACUAUUAAAGAAUGAGUUAUCUGAACAAAGUGUGGAUGGCAGCAUCGUUCGUAGCUGUUCAAGGAAACGCCGAUCACGGCGUCAAGUUAAAAAGCGGUCUCACCUCUGCUCACCGUCUCCAACGAAGACUUUCCUCCGAUCUCCGUCCUCUCGCCGCCGCAGAUCUAACCGGCGACUCUCUCCCUUCGGAAGAAAGACGUCGUACCUCUUCUUCCACUCCCGAUGAGUCUCUCCGACAAGUCAUGUACCUCAACUGCUGGGCUCAAGGCUAAAUUCAGAUAAUGAUGGUCGUGGCUCGCUCAUGAACUCCGCUGAAUCAGAAUUUUUUUCUGAUGCAAACUGUAUAUAGUUUGGUUCAUCUGUGGUGGUUGACUCGUGCUUAUGAAAUCGCUUGAGUCGGAUUUUCUGGAUGCAACUGUAUAGUUUGGUUACAUCUCUGUGAAUAUUAGAAUGUUCUAAAAGAUCAAAGCAAGCCUUGGAUUAUGAGAGAACUCUGUUCAUUUUCUAUAUCUUAAAACAUCGUUCGCUCACCAACUUUAUUACAAUCUGGAAUCUUGAUUGCGAUUACCACUAAUUUCAACUUUAUCCACAGUAAAAUACGAUUCUAAAUUAAACAAUAGUACUAAAAUAUUCCAAAACCAUCGUUAUCCAAAGAGACAGACAAGUCAGUCACUCCAUAAUGCUUUUAUUUAUUUAUCUAUUGUGGUUGUCAUUAUUGAGGUAGGUCCUAUAAUUCAUCUUACGAGCAAACUGAAAUGUUAUAUUCGUCGGGCCAAUUGUGCGAGGAACAAGAGGCCCACAACGAGAUCAGCUCUUGGGCUAUUUGGCCCAUUUAUGUAACUUGGCUUUGAAUGAAAUCGGAGCGUGGCUGCUUAAUCCAACGGUCCAAAUCUGACGACGCUCCUUAAUGGAGUAAUGAGUAACGUCUCCUUCAUUUCCAACGGUCAAAUAAUCCUCAA